UUUCCCUGUCUUUCUGAUCCAGCUCGAAGAUCUGUUUUAUCUUUGAAAGUAGCGUUGGUCAUGCUGCAUCUAGUUUUUGCGGGGGUUUUAUUUUUGUUCGACCAUGAUUUGAUUGAGAAGACCAAAAAGGAACCAUGGUACACCGCAAUAUAUGUUUCACUGUUUGUUGCUACACUGGUUCAAUAUUUUGUUACCUCCGGAACAUCUCCUGGUUAUGUACUUGACGCACAGAAGGCUGUUGACGAAAGAGACGCUUUAGCUAGAAGGUUAUUAUUGGCCUCAAAACAACCAGCUUCAAGCCAAAAUGGCAGUGUUUUGAUCACCGUGGAUGGAAGGAACCAUCACAGAGGAAACGCAACUGCUUGGACAAAACUAGUGAUGGAUUUGUACCCUCCAGGGGCUUCUAUUAGAAAUUUGACCUGCCCUUACUGCAAUGUCAUUCAGCCUCCAAGAGCUAAGCAUUGUCAUGAUUGUGACAAGUGUGUCCUUCAGUUUGAUCAUCAUUGUGUUUGGCUUGGGACAUGCAUAGGACAAGGAAAUCAUUGUCGUUUUUGGUGGUACAUAUGUGAGGAAACAGCCUUGUGCCUUUGGACGAGCAUAUUGUACAUCAGUUACCUUAAGUCAAAUAUAUCAAAGGCGUGGUGGGUAGAUAUAAUAAUGAUCUUGCUUCUGGCUGCUUUGUCAAUUUCUCUGAUCUUUUUGCUCCUCCUCCUCCUCUUUCAUAGCUACCUUGUUAUGACUAACCAAACCACUUAUGAGCUUGUAAGACGGCGGCGAAUUGUGUAUUUGAGGGGGAUUCCUGAGAGAGUAUACCCAUUCAAUCAGGGAGUUUGCAGAAAUUUGUACUUGUUCUGUUUUGCCAGAAGCGGUAUGUACAGGAUGGAACCACUACCUACCGCAGAAGAACUUGAGGAGAAGUCCAAACCUUACACAUGCGGCGAUGUUCUAUCAUGUCGUUGCUGCUAAUGGUAUGGGCGUUUGUAAUUUUAAUCCAAACAAUUUCCUGAAUGAUGGUCAGAUCGCUUAUCCAAAAGCAUGUACUUCACCUGUAUUGGAGACAAUAUUCAAUGUCCAUUUUGAGGUUGUAAGGUUUCAGACAGUUGCAGAAAAAUUUUCAUCAUCUGUAGUAGACAUAUACCUCCAUGUUACUAGUUCAGGUUCCCUCAAGUCUUGUAGCAAUAUGGACUUAAGAAAGUUGUAGUCUACUCAUUCACAUUACUGUCAUUUGAUAUGAGAAAUUAUUUUCUUAUUUUAUU
Messenger RNA from Sesamum indicum (sesame), 1256 nucleotides. Its product is annotated as DHHC-type zinc finger family protein. Gene Ontology annotation, cellular component: Golgi apparatus; endoplasmic reticulum. Gene Ontology annotation, biological process: protein targeting to membrane; peptidyl-L-cysteine S-palmitoylation. The record is from RefSeq and is a predicted model, not a curated record. Lineage: Eukaryota; Viridiplantae; Streptophyta; Magnoliopsida; Lamiales; Pedaliaceae. Gene Ontology annotation, molecular function: protein-cysteine S-palmitoyltransferase activity.